AUGUCCUUCGCCAUGCUGCGCUCAGCCCCCAGCCGGUACCUCUACCCCGAGAUCAGCAUGCUGUCCGAGGACGAGGAGAACGGGAGUGAGAGCUCCAGCUCCGAGGAGAAGCCCUACCACCUGGACACCGGGCCCUACGGCCUGAAGGGCGGAAAGCGCCGGAGCAGCAAGAAAUCCAAUCGACUCAACCGGGAGCCCAGGCAGCGCCACACGGCCAACGCACGGGAGCGCGACCGCACCAACAGCGUCAACACCGCCUUCACCGCCCUACGGACGCUCAUCCCCACCGAGCCGGCCGACAGGAAGCUCUCCAAGAUCGAGACGCUGCGGCUGGCCUCCAGCUACAUCUCCCACCUGGGCAACGUGCUGCUGGUCGGGGAGGCCUGCGGGGAUGGGCAGCCCUGCCACACCACCCCAGGCUUCUACCACCACAGCAGCAGCAGCAGCCCCCCACUGCGGGAGAGCGAGAACUCUCAGCCCAAACAGAUCUGCACUUUCUGCCUCAGCAACCAGAGGAAGCUGAGUAAAGACCGAGACAGGAAGACGGCGAUUCGGAGCUAGGCCGUUUCGGAAAGGAGGAGCGGGAGGAGGAGGGAUGGAAAAGCCACACACACUAAACAAAGACACGGAUAUUCCUGCCUUCCCCCUGCUGCCACCGAGCUGCACCCGGAGGAACGCGCCGGCCCCGGACACACCAAACAUCCUCCUGGCCGGGCUGCGGUGGCAGAUGGCAGACAGGGACCUGGGAGCUCCAGAAGGCUCCACAGAUGGCAGGACUUCGAAGGAUCAUACCCGCGGCACCAGGACACGGCGUGCGACAGCGAAGGCAACGCCAGCCCCCGCCCAGUGAACCAGAGGG
This is a messenger RNA of Chelonoidis abingdonii (Abingdon island giant tortoise), 859 nucleotides long. RefSeq names its product scleraxis bHLH transcription factor (gene SCX). Gene Ontology annotation, biological process: developmental process; regulation of transcription by RNA polymerase II. Lineage: Eukaryota; Metazoa; Chordata; Testudines; Testudinidae. The record is from RefSeq and is a predicted model, not a curated record. Gene Ontology annotation, molecular function: DNA-binding transcription factor activity, RNA polymerase II-specific; protein dimerization activity; RNA polymerase II transcription regulatory region sequence-specific DNA binding.